Messenger RNA from Aricia agestis (brown argus), 477 nucleotides. Its product is annotated as homeobox protein MOX-2-like. The transcript is spliced from 3 exons. Gene Ontology annotation, biological process: positive regulation of transcription by RNA polymerase II. Gene Ontology annotation, cellular component: nucleus. The record is from RefSeq and is a predicted model, not a curated record. Gene Ontology annotation, molecular function: RNA polymerase II cis-regulatory region sequence-specific DNA binding; DNA-binding transcription factor activity, RNA polymerase II-specific. Bases 1 to 477 code for a protein of 158 amino acids. NCBI's taxonomy places the organism in Eukaryota, Metazoa, Arthropoda, Insecta, Lepidoptera, Lycaenidae.
AUGGAAGACUUUCGAAAUAACUUUUUUAUGCAAAACGACAAUGCGGAAAAACAAAACAUUCAGCCCUGCUAUGAACUUGUGCAACAGGAGUUAACAUUGAACGAAGGGUUGUGCAAUUACUUCCACCUUCUGUACGAUUAUUCUGAAAGACCUGAAAACCAAAAUCAAGAGGAUUCCGAAGGCUGGUGCAGUGAGCCGCAAAAUAUAUUCGAAGGCCCGGCCGAUACAAGUACAGGAGGAUCUGCUGUAAAUAGUGAAGAAGACAGCCGCGUCAGUUCAGCUCGUAAGGAGCGCACGGCGUUCACGAAAGCCCAAAUCCGAGGCUUGGAGGCGGAGUUCGCGCGCGCCAACUACCUCACACGGCUGAGGAGGUACGAGGUGGCUGUGCAGCUGCGCCUCACUGAGAGACAGGUAAAAGUUUGGUUUCAAAACCGAAGAAUGAAGUGGAAAAGGAACAAAAACGUGGCUAGACAAUAA